AUGACAAUUAGAGCAGCUGAGAGGGCGCCAUCCACUGCCGUCAGCUCAACUCCGCCUCUUCCGGCUGCGUUUUACUUCUGGUCACAACUCGCAACCCCACACCGCUCGUCAUCCACUUUACUCUCAUUUCCGAGAAUUUCUAUUUGCCUGAAUUGCCCCACCCACGGCCACCACAUCGACUGCCCAUGCACCCCGAGGAUUUUCGCUUCUUUAUUAUUUCUCGACACUUCUUUUCUUACUGUUUCUUUCUAUCUAUCUAUCUCUUUCUUUCUCUCUUUCUUUCUUUCUUCCGUUUUUUACCCUUUAGCUACAGUACUUUCUUUCUUUCUUUCUUUCUUUCUUUCUUUCUUUCUUUCUUUUUUUGACCUGUUUCUUUCAUUCUUCUUUCUUUCUUUCUUUCUUUCUUCGAUCUAUGUUUUUUUUCCUUUAUUUUUCUUUCUUUCUUUCUUUCUUUCUUUUUUUCUUUCUUUCUUUCUUUCUUUGCACUAUUUUUGCUUUAGUUUCAGUUCCUUGUUACAUCUUUCUUUCCUUCUAUCUUUCUUUCUUUCUUUGGCUUAUUUUUUUCCUUUAGCUUCAGUUCCUUAUUACUUCUUUCUUUCUUUCUUUCUUUCUUUCUUUCUUUCUUUCUUUGCACUAUUAUUUUCCUUUAGCUUCAGUUCCUUGUUACUUCUUUCUUUCUUUCUUUCUUUCUUUCUUUUUUUCUUUCUUUCUGCCUUUUUUCUUCACUGUUAUUUUUCUUCAUGCUCAAUCUAUCAUUUUUUCUCUCUCCCUGCUCCAUUUCUUAUAUAUUUUCUUCCCUCUUGUUUGUUCUAUACACUUCUUUUUACUACCUCUGUCUUUUAG
Acanthosepion pharaonis is the source of this 843-nucleotide messenger RNA. The record is from the annotation of a GenBank genome assembly. Lineage: Eukaryota; Metazoa; Mollusca; Cephalopoda; Sepiida; Sepiidae.